AUGAUUCGAGCGGUUCUCUUCACCGGAAUUGCGCUCCUAUUAUUGACAUAUACUACGCUUACCCUUUCAACUCUUAUUGGAACCCAACUACAACUACCCACAACACCACUAGAUAUCGACAACCACACGAGUUUGCAUGUGAAUCAUCAAGUUCGCGAAGUUAGGAACACAAAGAUUGUGGGAUUCUGUAACUACAACUACCGUUCUGUGGGAAAGAAAUGGUAUAAGCGACUGACACGGCUUGGAUACACCACCCAUGUGCUCGUCGCCACCGACUUGAAUAUGAAAGCCCAUCUCGAGUCAUCUCAAGAAACCUACCGUUUUGAUGUAGCUCUUGCGGAACCCAUACCGCUCAAACUAGACGGCAAACGAAAGACGAAACGAGAUCGAGCAGAACUGGAACUCUUAUUUGCAGUUCGCUGGAAAUAUCUAUUGAGUCAGCUUGAAAAAGGAAUCCAUGUUCUUCUAACUGAUGUUGAUAAUAUAUUUUCUAAAUUUCUAAACUUGAAGGACAGAGUGGAAGACUUUGAUCCUUCAGUAGACAUCUGGUUUGCAUAUGCAACCAAGUAUCCAAACAAGGUGUUCGCGCAACAAGGAUUCACUGUCUGUGGAGGCAUGUCAUGGUGGAGAGCCAGCAAACCAGCCAUUGAAUUUGCUCGUUUGAUCCAUGAAUCCUGCGGCAUCAUGUGUGAUGACCAAAGAUUACUCAACAAUCUGUUGCUACAAGCCAAUAUAACUUGGGAUUGGACGCCAGCGGUACUGAACAGUCGCGUUCAGGACGGUGACGAGAGGUUCGCUGGAUUGCUAACUCUGGGUCUCAAAGGCGAGUCUGCAAAAACCGGGUACAAGGCACACAUUUGGGACCGUGAUUUCGCCUUCCGGGGACAUCUGCAACCCAACGAAUGUCCAAAGGACAAUUGGAUUUCAAUGCCCAUUGUCGAUGCGAAGAGCAGACACCAAAAUUGGAUUGCAAAAUUUGAUUCCUUUGACACUUGGGACCGGCAGUGUGGUAAGAAGAGCUAG
Cylindrotheca closterium is the source of this 1023-nucleotide messenger RNA. The record is from the annotation of a GenBank genome assembly. Lineage: Eukaryota; Bacillariophyta; Bacillariophyceae; Bacillariales; Bacillariaceae.